Molecule: messenger RNA, 934 nt
Organism: Portunus trituberculatus (swimming crab)
Lineage: Eukaryota; Metazoa; Arthropoda; Malacostraca; Decapoda; Portunidae
Exons: 4
Coding region: 110-463 (117 amino acids)
Biological process (GO): positive regulation of heart contraction
Molecular function (GO): corazonin receptor binding
Source: RefSeq, a predicted model, not a curated record
GGGAUAUGUGGCAGCCUCAUUCCGGUAACGGCAAGGACACAGUGAAGAGCUCCCGUGCCGGCUUGUCUCCGUUCUCCAUUACCAGUUCUUCUAGUCAGCAGCCGCCGCCAUGGUCAGCCGAGUGACAGUUGUGGUGCUCGUUGCCUCCCUCGCCCUGGCCGCCUGUCAGACCUUCCAGUACAGCAGAGGCUGGACGAACGGACGAAAAAGGUCCGCUGAGCUGGGUGGCGUGGUGGGCGUGUCCAGCGGGCGGCGUGCGGGCGUGGACUUCGUGGCAGCAGACCCCCGCCGCAGCCUACAGCAGCAGACCCCAGCCCCCCGCCACUCCCUGCCCCGGGACAUUGAGGAGAGGCUGCGGGCGGUUGAGGCGGGAGUGAGUGCCCUUCUUCGCGCAGCCCAGCAGAACCCCGAGGCAGCAGCAGCAGCAGUAGCAGGAGAGCAGGACUACUAUGCCCAAAACUAACCCUACCACACCCAGAGGACACCCAGGGACACAUCGCAACGCCCUCUACACCCUCACAAUACCCGUUACAUCCAGAAAGAAACCAGGAACACAUAACAACACUUCCUUCUACCUUGACAACACACACUACACCCAACACAAAACUAGUUAGGCACUCAACACUCAUAACACAUGAAGCAACACCCAUUAUACCCUCACAACGUCCAUUAUACUCCCACGCUACACAAAACACACACACGCACACGCUUUCACCUCGUUUCCCUCCGAUACCUGAAGAAAGCACACAGUUUCCUGAAGAAGUGAAGAAGGAGGUGGUCUUGUGACGUGACGCUGCUGUGUGUGUGCGUGUGUGUGUGUGUGCUUAAGGCGUCACGCGGCUUGUGUCAUUCAGUCGCCUGUGGAGAGAAGAAUCAUUCCUGGUUGAUGUCAUUAUGGUGUGAAGAGGGUGAUAACAAUAAAUAUAUACCUUUA